UUGUGCUACUAGGUAUUAUCUGCUAGUUCCCAACACACAAUCGCAAUCGUGAGAGAUCCACUCGAGUGGGAAUGCCAGAGAUAUUUAUUGCAAGAGCGGCCCGAUCAUCUUGUCUGCGUCGCUCCUUCAUCUUCCCCAGCAAUUUCCCCCUCUCCUCGACCUACAAUUUGUCGACACAGAUUCCUAGACUGUCACUCCUACAAUCCCGUUCACGCAACAUGUCGACCCUCGGAGCAUACCAGAAGAAGCACAAGGUGGCCAUUGUCGGCUCUGGCAACUGGGGCACUACCAUCGCCAAGGUUGUCGCCGAAAACACAGCAGCCAACAGCGACAUGUUCGAGCAGGAUGUCCAGAUGUGGGUCUUUGAGGAAGAGGUGCCCAUCCCGAAAGAGUCGAAACACUACAAGGGCGACGACAAGGCCCAGAAGUUGACCCACAUCAUCAACGACAUCCACGAGAACGUCAAAUACCUCCCCAACGUCGCCCUCCCCAAGAAUAUCAUCGCAAACGCCUCGCUCGAAGAUACCGUCAAGGACGCCAGCAUCCUCAUCUUCAACCUUCCCCACCAGUUCAUCGAGAAGACAUGCAACACUCUGCAAGGAAAGAUCCUGCCCUACGCUCGUGGUAUCUCAUGUAUCAAGGGUGUCGAGGUUUCAGACAAGGGCAUCGAGCUAUUUUCCGAGUGGAUUGGCCGCAAACUGAACAUCUACUGCGGCGCCCUAUCAGGUGCCAAUAUCGCUACCGAGGUUGCCCUUGAGAAGUUCUCAGAGACGACCGUCGCAUACGACCCCCCUACUAUGGACAGUCAGCAGCCGACGCCUAAAGGCUCGCCUCGUUCAUCUGAAAUCGACCUCUCCCAGCUGAGCGGUAAACAAGAUCAACACCAAAAGAUUAAGCUUUACGCUCUGCCCACAGAAUACCCACCUCUCAGCCACGACAACGUCAAGAAGAUCUUCCACAGGCCUUAUUUCCAUGUUCGCAUGGUUUCCGACGUUGCUGGUGUGUCACUCGGUGGUGCCCUCAAGAACAUCGUCGCUCUGGGUGCCGGUUUUGUCGAUGGCCUGGGUUGGGGAGACAAUGCAAAGGCUGCCGUCAUGCGUGUCGGUAUCCUGGAACAGGUCAAAUUUGGCAAGAUGUUCUUCGCCGACUCUGUCCGCACUGAGACCUUCACCGAGGAAAGCUGUGGCGUAGCAGACCUGAUUACCAGCUGUAGCGGCGGCCGUAACUUCCGUUGCGCAAAGAUGAGUGUCGAGCGCGGCAUGACCAUCAAUGAGGUUGAAAAGCAAGAGCUUAACGGGCAGAAGUUGCAAGGCACAAGUACUGCUGUCGACGUCAAUAACUUCUUGAAAAAACAAGGUCUCGAGAACGAGUUCCCUCUUUUCACCGCCAUCUAUAAUAUCCUGGAGGGCAAGGAUAAGCCAGAGAAUAUUCCUGAACGUAUCGAAUCGAAAAAGUACUGAUGAAGCGGACCCUUUUCUUAUGUGUUACGACUCAGGUUGACUGGUUUUCAUAGGAGUUAU
Molecule: messenger RNA, 1520 nt
Organism: Aureobasidium subglaciale EXF-2481
Lineage: Eukaryota; Fungi; Ascomycota; Dothideomycetes; Dothideales; Saccotheciaceae
Exons: 3
Coding region: 219-1460 (413 amino acids)
Biological process (GO): carbohydrate metabolic process; glycerol-3-phosphate catabolic process
Cellular component (GO): cytosol; nucleus; glycerol-3-phosphate dehydrogenase (FAD) complex
Molecular function (GO): glycerol-3-phosphate dehydrogenase [NAD(P)+] activity; NAD binding
Source: RefSeq, a predicted model, not a curated record